AUGUCUACUAGAGACUUCCCCCACUCAUUCAAAGACGCCUUUUGUGGGUGGUAUUCGAAGGUGCCAGGAGAAUUGGCCUUAACAAAAGCCCAGCGAGAGAGAAAUACCGGGAUUUCGAGUGAAGAUGACGACGAAAGGGUAGCAGUUGAAAGAGUCCAAUUCAAAAACUUGUGGCCAGCAUUUGUCUCGGGCGCUGGUCUUUUUUCAGAUGGCUACGUGAACAAUUCAAUUUCGACUGUUACAACUUGUUUAUCUAUCAUUUAUGGUGAAACAUACACGAAUUCGAACGCCAUCUCAAACGUCGCAGCCAUUGCAUUUGCUGGUAUUGUCUUUGGUCAGUUGUCCUUCGGGUAUAUUUCUGACCAUUUCGCAAGAAAAGGCGGGAUGCUCACUGCAAACAUCUUGCUUAUAGUGUUCACGAUCCUCUGUGCGGUAGCUACUUGGGGUAAGACCCCUGAGGGUAUGUUUGCGGCUCUCACUACAUUCCGCUUCUUUUUGGGUAUUGCUAUUGGAGCCGAAUAUCCUACGGCGUCAGUAAUUGCAUCUGAGUUUGCAAAUCAAUUGCCCGUAGGCCACAGAAAUAGAUACUUCAUUUGGUUCACGCAUUCAUGCGUGGAUUUGGGCUACGUUGUGGCAGCUUUUGUACCAAUGGUUUUGUUGUGGAUCUUCUCCGAAAGCCGCUUGGAAGUUAUCUGGAGACUCACCUUGGGGCUUGGUGCUGUACCAAUUAUUGCGCUAUUCUUCAUGAGAAGAAAGAUUAAGAACUCUGAAUCUUACGAGAAAACAAACAUGAAGUCGGUGAAAAAGUUUCCCUGGUUGCUCGUUAUCAAAUUUUACUGGUUUCGCUUGACCAUCAGCAGUCUCAUCUGGUUUAUCUACGAUUUUUCUGCUUAUGCGUUUGCAUCUUAUUCCUCCUAUAUUUUGAGAAUCAUUGUGCCUGGUGGAGACUUGUACAAAACAUUCGGCUGGACCGUCGUUUUCAAUCUCUUCUACUUGCCCGGAACUCUUAUUGGCGCUCUCUUUGCAGACUAUUUUGGACCAAGACUCACAAUGGUCGCUGGUCUUGUUGCCCAAGCUGUCAUUGGCUUUGGCAUGACUGCUGGGUUCGAAACCUUGCAAAGAAAUAUCGGUAGCUUUGUGGCAGUGUACGGUGUCUUUACUGCUCUUGGUGAAUUUGGCGCCGGGAACAACACGAGUGUGUUAGCAUCAAAAACGUCUGCGACUCCUAUCAGAGGGCAAUACUACGGUAUUGCUGCUGCAGUGGGUAAAGUUGGUGCUUUCGUAGGGACUUACCUCUUUCCUGUGAUUAUGAGGAAUCAUGGUGGUAUUGAUUCCAACGAGGGUGUCAAAACCACCUUCUACGUGGCUUCUGCAUUGUGUCUCUUCUCCGCUUUUCUCGCUUUAUUCUUCUGUCCUUCCGUCGGGCAAGAAGCCAUUGAUGAGGAGGACAGAAAAUUUCUCGAAUACUUGAAGGACAACAACUACGAUCUUUCAUUGGUGGGCGAUGGUUCACUUGUGGAAGACCUCACAGAAAAAGGUGAGCGUAUGCUGGACAACUCCACGAAGUCUGACCUUCAUGUUCUUGUGUCCGAAGCUGCGCUGACUUCAAAGAAGAAUUAA
This is a messenger RNA of Candidozyma auris, 1620 nucleotides long. RefSeq lists its product as uncharacterized. Gene Ontology annotation, biological process: transmembrane transport; carboxylic acid transport. Gene Ontology annotation, cellular component: plasma membrane. NCBI's taxonomy places the organism in Eukaryota, Fungi, Ascomycota, Pichiomycetes, Serinales, Metschnikowiaceae. The record is from RefSeq and is a predicted model, not a curated record. The transcript has a single exon. The coding region runs from base 1 to 1620 and encodes 539 amino acids. Gene Ontology annotation, molecular function: carboxylic acid transmembrane transporter activity.